UUUGGUGCGACGAGGUCACACAUCCAUAAGUGGAUAAGCGAUAAGGUCCUUUAGUAUCACUCACUCUCUUCUCUCGUCUUUUGGCACCGUCAGUCCCUUCCCCCUCUGAGACGUGUAAAAAUGGCAGUGAGUUUCAGUUUAGUUGGAGCAUUCAAAGGACUCUCCUUAUCUUCUUCCUCUUCUUUCCUUAAAGGUGACUGUGGUGCUGCUUUUCCCGUCGCUCCAAAAUUCUCGGUCUCCUUUCCGUUGAAAUCUCCGUUGACAAUUGAGUCUGCUCACAAGAAAGGAGCUGGUAGCACUAAGAACGGUCGAGAUUCUCCUGGUCAGAGACUUGGUGUCAAGAUUUUUGGUGACCAAGUUGCAAAGCCCGGUUCUAUUAUCGUUCGCCAGCGUGGUACUAAGUUUCACCCAGGAAAGAACGUUGGACUUGGCAAGGAUCACACAAUCUUUUCUUUGAUUGAUGGACUAGUCAAAUUUGAGAAGUUUGGGCCUGAUAGAAAAAAGAUAAGUGUUUAUCCACGUGAGGUGCAACCUGAAAACCCCAACAGUUACAGAAACCGAAAGAGAGAGUCCUUCAGAUUACAGCGUGAACGCAGAAAGGCACGACGAGAGGGCGUCAUCCUUCAGCCUCAGUUGAUACUUGCUUCUGCUGCUGCUGAAUCCUCUGAGGACAAUGCCAGUCCUACUUGCUGAUAUUGGUCUUUUGAUGUUUAACAAUUCUGUUGUCAUUUUGGUUAUUUGUUAGCAUUCACUUGGGAACAUAUGUAGGCCACAUUUCUACAUUGUGCUUCUGCCAUUGAUGUCUUUUGUUUGUAAAUUUUGCAUUACUCAAAGCAUGAGACAUUGUGACAGGUUGCAUAAAUACAGAGUGAAAUGUCUAAUCCUGAUUC
Molecule: messenger RNA, 890 nt
Organism: Nicotiana attenuata
Lineage: Eukaryota; Viridiplantae; Streptophyta; Magnoliopsida; Solanales; Solanaceae
Product: 50S ribosomal protein L27, chloroplastic
Exons: 4
Coding region: 121-693 (190 amino acids)
Biological process (GO): translation
Cellular component (GO): ribosome
Molecular function (GO): structural constituent of ribosome
Source: RefSeq, a predicted model, not a curated record